AUGUCAGGUGUUUAUACUUGUAAUUCCUGUAAUUUACAGUUUCCAACUGGUAAUGAUCAAAGAGAUCAUAUGAAAUCAGAUUGGCAUCGUUACAAUUUGAAGAGAAGAGUGGCAAAUCUACCACCUAUUUCAGAAGAUGUUUUCAAUUCAAAGUUGAAUGAGAGUGCAAAGACAAAUGAAAAUGCUAAACAGUUGUCCAAGAAAGAACAAAGAAGAAAGGAGAAGGAAAUUUUAUUGGAAAAAAAGAGAAAACUAUUGGAAAUUGCCAGAGCAAGGAUGUUGGAACAACAAGCGUUAGAAGAGCAAAAUGGACAUAUCGAUGGCACCGUUAAUGUUGCUGAAUUAACUGAAGAGGUUAAGAAAGUUGAGACUAGUGAACAAGAUAACGUUGAAGCAACUGUUGGAAAGAAUGAAGAAGAACCAGAAUCUGAAUUAACUGAAGAACAACUUGCUGAAAUAUUGAUGGCCGAGAAGAUAAAGAAUAAAGUUGAUAUCCCAUUAGAACAAUGUUUAUUCUGUACAAACAACAAAACGUUCAAGACUUUUGAAUUAAAUUUGCUUCACAUGUACCAGAACCAUGGUUUCUUUAUUCCAGAACAAAAAUAUUUGGUUAAUCAAGAGGGUUUAGUCAAAUAUAUGGCAGAAAAGAUUGGUUUAGGUAAUGUUUGUAUUGUGUGCAACUACCAAGGUUCUUCUUUAAAUGCUGUCAGAUCGCACAUGUUAUCAAAGAGACAUUGUAAAGUUCCUUACGAAAGUAAUAAUGAAAAGCUAGAAAUCUCUGAGUUUUAUAACUUCGAAAGUUCGUAUGCUAACGUUGAAGCUGCACAAGGCAACGAAGAAGAUUGGGAAGAUGUUGAAGAUGGAGAUGCUGAAAAUACCGAAGGUGACGAAGAACUAGAACAAGAUGAAGAGGGUACAACUGAAUUCUUAUACCACGAUGGUGUUGAAUUGCAUUUGCCAUCCGGCAUAAAGGUAGGUAACCGUUCACUAAUGCGUUAUUACAGGCAAAAUCUAAGACCUGAGAUGAUAUUAUCUGAAGGUCAAGGUACUGUGAUAGCUGCUGAAACUAGAAUGAACUUUAUAACUGAUGGGUUACCAGAUAGAGAAAUGGUCAAGACGCAACAAAGAGCUUGGAAAACAGAAAUUAAAGAUAAGAAAACACAUGAUAAAAGAGCCGCCAAAUUCGUCAAUAAUCAACCACAUUACAGGGAUCAAUUAUUGCAAUAG
This is a messenger RNA of Tetrapisispora phaffii CBS 4417, 1227 nucleotides long. RefSeq names its product Rei1p (gene REI1). Gene Ontology annotation, biological process: ribosomal large subunit biogenesis. Gene Ontology annotation, cellular component: preribosome, large subunit precursor. The record is from RefSeq and is a predicted model, not a curated record. Lineage: Eukaryota; Fungi; Ascomycota; Saccharomycetes; Saccharomycetales; Saccharomycetaceae. The transcript has a single exon. The coding region runs from base 1 to 1227 and encodes 408 amino acids.